UAAUAACAGAGCACACAACACAAUUGACAGUUUCUUGCUGAAGAAAUUUUUCGAGUUCUGCAUUCAAUCUGCUGAUUUUCUUUUGGAAUUUACUGCAAAAUUAAUGUUUUAGCUUAAAUUUAAUAUCAAAUUAGCAUUUUGUGCAGUUAAAUUACGCAAUACACUCGAAAUUUAGUUGCUUAAGUCAGAAAAAGCACGAAUAUGGAGGAUAUAUUUCAUUGGUGCCGUGAGGGAAACUCGAUACAAGUGCGCCUUUGGCUGGAAGAUACGGGCAAUGAUAUGAAUUUAGGUGACGAUCAUGGCUUUAGCCCUCUGCACUGGUGUGCCAAAGAAGGUCACACAAAAUUGGUGGAAACUCUAAUACAACGUGGUGCGCGCGUUAAUGCUACCAACAUGGGUGACGAUAUUCCUCUACAUCUAGCCGCUGCUCAUGGCCAUCGCGAUAUAGUCCAACUGCUAAUACGUGAGCGAUCGGAUGUGAAUGCUGUCAAUGAACAUGGCAAUACACCACUCCACUAUGCCUGCUUUUGGGGUUACGAUUUGAUUUGUGAGGAUUUGGUGAAUGCCGGAGCUAUAGUCUCCAUCGCCAACAAGGACAACGAUACACCAUUGGAUAAAGCAAAGCCUGGUUUGUCAAAGCGUCUGCAUGAUUUGGCAGAACGCAACGGUCAUGACAUCAAGAAAAUAAGCUUUAAAGAGCAAAGUUGGUUGGGCACCAAGACCCGGUCACGCGAUGCCACACUCUCCCGCUUUAAGGGCAUAAAUUUGGGCGAACUAGAUUUGCAAUCGAAAAUAGCUGUAACACCAUCCGGCGAGACAUGGCGUGGGCGUUGGCAAAAGAAUGAUGUUAUUGCAAAGAUUCUAGCGGUGCGUCAUUGUACAGCGCGCAUAUCGCGUGAUUUUAACGAGGAGUUUCCGAAAUUACGUAUCUUCUCACAUCCGAAUAUAUUGCCAAUAAUUGGGGCUUGCAAUCAGCCGCCAAAUCUAAUUACAAUUAGCCAAUUUAUGACCCGUGGCUCGCUCUUUAAUUUGCUGCACCGCGCCACUGGUAUUGUUGUGGAUACAGCGCAAGCAGUGCGUUGCGCCUUGGACAUAGCGCGCGGUAUGGCAUAUCUGCAUUCGUUGGAACGCAUUAUUCCCACAUAUCAUCUAAACAGUCACCACGUCAUGAUCGAUGAUGACCUUACAGCACGUAUUAAUAUGGGCGAUGCGAAAUUUUCGUUCCAAGAGAAAGGACGCAUUUAUCAGCCGGCUUGGAUGUCGCCCGAGGCAUUGCAACGUAAGCCGUCCGAUCGGAAUUGGGAAGCGUGUGAUAUGUGGAGUUUUGCAAUCAUUUUAUGGGAAUUAACUACACGUGAAGUGCCUUUUGCCGAAUGGUCGCCCAUGGAAUGUGGCAUGAAGAUUGCCCUGGAAGGUCUGCGUGUUAAAAUACCACCCGGCACUUCGUCGCAUAUGGCUAAGCUGAUUACAAUUUGCAUGAAUGAGGAUGCCGGGAAGCGACCGAAAUUCGAUAUGGUUAUACCGAUUUUGGAUAAGAUGAAACGUUAAUGAGAAUUGCGUUGAACUGCCUUUGAAAGAACUAGCGCUGCACAAUUUUGCCUUAAUGCAGCAAACAAAAAAAAAAAUAUUAACGCACGUUUUUCUACAAUAUAAAUGCCAAGCUAAUUUUUUAAGUGCUGAAAGAAUAUUUUUCCAUGCAGUAAAGGUAUAUCGAUUUUUGAAUACUCGGCAUGUAGUCCUCUUUGAAAACCACGAAAGUGCCUAAAAUCAUCGGAAUUUUAUAUUAACGAAAAAAUUAAUUUAACAUUUACUAUAACUGCGUAUACAAAUAACUAAUAUAAUCGCACAAAGGAUAUUUAAUAACUCACAAGAAUUUUUAGUAAUUUACGUAUAUACAAAUACGUAUGGAAAUGCUCUAUAUGUACACAAUAAGUAUUUUUGAUAAGCUUAGCCAACGCGUAAAUGUGGCGUUGCAAGUUUAGGUCGUUUAAAUAAAAUCCCAUUGUUUCAACUGUUCAACUUCACUGUCCACUACCCACCUACUUAAGAUUAACAAGUUUGUUUUAUGAAUGCUAACAUAUGAUACUAAUGUGCUAUUUCUAACGGCAAAUUUAAUAACUUUUUAAAAAUAAUUAACUUCGAGGUAUUUAGUCGGUGCUCUGUAACUAUUUUUACUACCACAGUUGUAUUUCGUUAAACUGAACUAUUUUAAAUACUUUUUAAUGUUGUGCUCCUCUGUUUUAUUUGUAGGUAUUUAUCUUGACAAACAUGUUUUUUUUUAAUAUCGAUGUUAUAUUUUUGAUAUUUUUUAUACAUUAAUUUUAUAUAUUACGUAAUAGCGAAAAUAACAAAUAAAAUAUUUAAUGUAGUU
Molecule: messenger RNA, 2371 nt
Organism: Anastrepha ludens (Mexican fruit fly)
Lineage: Eukaryota; Metazoa; Arthropoda; Insecta; Diptera; Tephritidae
Gene: Ilk
Product: integrin-linked protein kinase
Exons: 6
Coding region: 202-1548 (448 amino acids)
Biological process (GO): cell-matrix adhesion; substrate adhesion-dependent cell spreading; integrin-mediated signaling pathway
Cellular component (GO): focal adhesion; stress fiber
Molecular function (GO): protein binding; ATP binding; protein kinase activity
Source: RefSeq, a predicted model, not a curated record